AUGGUUUCCUCCCAAUUAACCGCUUUAAUGAAGAACGAAUCUUGCAAAUCCUCCAAGGACCAUCUGAAUGUUAUCAUUCCCCCAGAUCAUCUUGAAUUGGACUUUUCCGACGUUUUCGGUCCUCUAAACGAGUCUGGUUGUCAGGAUUCUGAUAAUGCGGAGGUUAUUUACAGCCGAUCGCAUUCUUUGGUGGGUCCCUCUCCACGUGUGAGCCAAUCAUCGGGUUUGAGUAAGUUAACCAUAUGUGAAGAGGAGGAUUUCUCUGAGGAACCUUUGGUUGAUGAGGAGUGUGUGAAGGUCGAAAGGGUCGGCAUUGAAGAUUUUGAGAUCAUGAGGGUUGUCGGGAAAGGAGCGUUUGGUAAGGUUUAUCAGGUGAGAAAGAGAGAGACAUCGGAUAUAUAUGCAAUGAAGGUUGUGCGAAAAGAUAGGAUCUUGGAGAAGAAUCAUGCCGAAUAUAUGAAAGCAGAACGCGAUAUAUUGACAAAGAUUGAUCACCCGUUUGUCGUCCAGCUUCGAUACUCUUUCCAAACUAAAUACAGACUUUACCUUGUGUUGGAUUUUGUCAAUGGAGGACACCUAUUUUUCCAGCUACACCGCCAUGGACUAUUUAGAGAGGAUUUAGCUCGUAUUUACGCUGCUGAGAUUGUUUCUGCGGUUUCUCAUCUACAUGCAAAUGGCAUAAUGCAUAGAGAUCUUAAACCUGAAAACAUUCUACUCGAUGCAGAUGGCCAUGCUUUGCUUACGGAUUUUGGGCUAGCGAAAGAAUUUGACGAGAAUGGAAGAUCGAAUUCGUUAUGUGGGACCGUAGAAUACAUGUCACCUGAAAUCAUUCUUGGGAAGGGCCAUGAUAAGGCUGCAGACUGGUGGAGUGUUGGAGUCUUGUUGUAUGAGAUGCUCACAGGACAGCCACCAUUCCGUGGAGGGAAUCGGGAAAAAAUCCAGCAAAAGAUAGUGAAGGAGAAAAUGAAGUUGCCUGCGUUUUUGUCAAGCGAAGCACAUUCGCUUCUCAAAGCGUUGCUACAAAAAGAUGCCAGCAAGCGGCUUGGCAGUGGCGCAACGGGAAGCGACGAAGUAAAACGGCAUAAGUGGUUCAAGCCGAUCAACUGGAAGAAACUGGAGGCUCGAGAAAUCCAGCCAAGUUUUCGGCCCGAAGUUGCCGGAAACCAUUGCGUGGCUAACUUUGACAAAUGCUGGACCGACAUGCCGCUAACGGACUCUCCGGCAUCGAGUCCUCAUGGAUCCACCGCCGUCUUCCAACGGUUCACAUACGUCAAACCGGCAGCCUAUUUUCUUGAGAGACAGAGUCCAGUGUGGUAG
Messenger RNA from Cynara cardunculus var. scolymus (artichoke), 1317 nucleotides. Its product is annotated as serine/threonine-protein kinase AtPK2/AtPK19-like. Gene Ontology annotation, molecular function: protein serine/threonine kinase activity; ATP binding. Lineage: Eukaryota; Viridiplantae; Streptophyta; Magnoliopsida; Asterales; Asteraceae. The record is from RefSeq and is a predicted model, not a curated record. Bases 1 to 1317 code for a protein of 438 amino acids. Gene Ontology annotation, biological process: protein phosphorylation. The transcript has 6 exons.